AUGAGCGAGCUAGACCUGUUUACCGUCCCAGCGACACAACUCUUGAUAGAGGACAGUCAAUAUGUGGAAAUAACUCCAAUAUCAGCGCUGACUUACACCGGACCGAUCCAGUUUUUUAUCCCCGGAGACGGAGAAAGAUACCUAGAUUUAAAUAACACGCUGAUUCAUCUCCGGGUGAAAAUUACAAAUGCUGACGGGAGUAAUCUGGCUGCUGACGCCAGCGUGGGGCUAAUAAAUUACCCCCUGAACACAAUUUUUUCACAGGUCGAUGUCACUCUGGGUGACAGGUUAAUUUUGCAGUCCAGCGCCACACAUCCUUACAGAGCUAUGAUUGAAACAUUACUGAACUUCUCAGCUGAAUCACUCAAAUCUCAGUUCACAGCAGGCCUUUUCAUCAAAGACACGGCAGGCGAGCUGGAUUCAACCGUGACGGCUGAUGAUGGGCCCAACGCAGGUCUGGUGAGCAGAGCGCACCUCACCACUCGGUCAAGAGAAAUCCACCUGCUUUGUCCGUUACACGCAGACAUCUUUUUCUGCGAGAGGUCGUUGUUAAAUAAUGUUGACCUUAGAGUUAAGCUGAUUCACGCAGGUGACACUUUCAGCCUGAUGUGUGCUGAUAACAGCACUUUUAAGUUAAACAUCCUGGGAGCGUCUCUUUUUGUUAAAAAAGUCUCAGUCUCCCCAGCAGUUCUUCUCGGCCACAAUGUGGCGUUAUUGAAAGGGAACGCCCUGUAUCCAUUAUCACGGAUUAAUGUGAAAACCUAUGUUAUCCCUCACAAUUCCAGAAUUUGCAAUCAGGAAAAUCUGUUUCUUGGGAUCAUGCCGAAAUACGUCGUCCUGGGUAUGGUGAACCACAAUGUUUUCAGGGGAAAAAGGGAUUCAUCCCCGUUUAACUUCCGAAACUACGAUGUGGAAUACCUGGCUCUAAGCCAAAAUGGGAGACAGGUGCCUUCUAAACCCUUCCAACUGCAAUUUAACAACAGGAUCUCCGUCAGAGAGUUUUAUAAUUUGAACACAGCCACAGGGAGAUAUUUGAAGGAUCUUCCUUUCUGUAUAACUCGUGACGAUUUCCCGCUGGGAUACGCCUUGUAUGCCUUUAACCUGAGUCCGGAGGAGGAUACGGGGCACUGUCAUCGGUUUCUACUGGAAGUCUAA
Messenger RNA from Thalassophryne amazonica, 1155 nucleotides. RefSeq lists its product as uncharacterized. NCBI's taxonomy places the organism in Eukaryota, Metazoa, Chordata, Actinopteri, Batrachoidiformes, Batrachoididae. Gene Ontology annotation, biological process: deoxyribonucleotide biosynthetic process. The coding region runs from base 1 to 1155 and encodes 384 amino acids. Gene Ontology annotation, molecular function: ribonucleoside-diphosphate reductase activity, thioredoxin disulfide as acceptor. The transcript has a single exon. The record is from RefSeq and is a predicted model, not a curated record. Gene Ontology annotation, cellular component: cytosol.